This is a messenger RNA of Lobosporangium transversale, 471 nucleotides long. Its product is annotated as ubiquitin-conjugating enzyme E2. NCBI's taxonomy places the organism in Eukaryota, Fungi, Mortierellomycota, Mortierellomycetes, Mortierellales, Mortierellaceae. The transcript has 5 exons. Bases 1 to 471 code for a protein of 156 amino acids. Gene Ontology annotation, cellular component: cytosol; endoplasmic reticulum. The record is from RefSeq and is a predicted model, not a curated record.
AUGACUGAGUACAGGGAGCUGACAUUGAAUGCACCAGAGGGUAUCACUUCUGGCCCAAUCUCUGAGGACAAUUUCUUUGAGUGGGAAGCACUGAUCGAAGGCCCCAAGGAUACACCAUAUGAAGGAGGCAUUUUCCCUGCGACAUUGACCUUCCCAAAGGACUAUCCACUUUCACCUCCUACAAUGAAAUUCACUUGUGAAAUGUUUCAUCCCAACAUUUAUCAGGAUGGAACUGUCUGCAUUUCUAUUUUACACGCUCCAGGUGAUGAUCCUAAUAUGUACGAGUCCAGCUCAGAAAGAUGGAGCCCUGUUCAGAGUGUUGAAAAAAUCCUCUUGUCAGUUUUGAGCAUGUUGGCUGAACCCAACGACGAGAGUGGUGCAAACAUCGAAGCAUGCAAAGUGUGGCGUUCAAAUAGGGAACAGUUUGAUGAGAUCGUCAGAGAUACUGUUCGUAAAACAUUGGGACUUUAG